Lodderomyces margitis is the source of this 4416-nucleotide messenger RNA. It is a transcript of the gene BUD5, whose product is annotated as Ras family guanine nucleotide exchange factor. Gene Ontology annotation, cellular component: plasma membrane. Gene Ontology annotation, biological process: Ras protein signal transduction; positive regulation of GTPase activity. Gene Ontology annotation, molecular function: guanyl-nucleotide exchange factor activity; protein binding. The transcript has a single exon. The coding region runs from base 1 to 4416 and encodes 1471 amino acids. The record is from RefSeq and is a predicted model, not a curated record. Lineage: Eukaryota; Fungi; Ascomycota; Pichiomycetes; Serinales; Debaryomycetaceae.
AUGCAACAGCCCACUUAUGACUAUUCACAAGGUGUCAAACAUGCUAGUGUUUCUUCAAGUGUUUAUUCGCCAAUUCAAUCAGAGUUUGUACCUGAGUCAAAUGCUAUAAUGGAAGAGGAAGAAGAGGAAGAAGAAGAAGAAGAAGAAGAAGAACAAGAAGAACAAGAAGAACAAGGAGUAUAUGAAGAAUAUGGAGAUGAAGAAGAAAACAACAACAACAACUACAAUAAGAAUGGAGCAGGUAAUGCCAAUGCACAGCACCAACCAAGAAAUAAUAUUGACGAAAUUGAAGAAGCUAGUGCUACGUCAGAUGAAUCAGAUGGUGAAGGGGACGAUGAUGAUGUUGACAAUGAUGGCCGAAAUGGGCUUGUUGCCGACAGGUCGACCCAUACCAUUCAAACAUUCAUGACUGCAAAAACACGAUUGAAUGACGGAAAUAUCCCACAAUCUACUCCUACAGGUAGCAGGUCUAGUUUGACAUCUUCAACGAAUGAGAGCUUAACCGAUUCAACAAGGAUAUUGGAUACUGAUGCAACUCCCAUUCUCAAAAAUUCAGCUGCAAAUAAUGACAAGACCCCCAUUGUAUCCCCAGACGGAUUUAUUCAAAAUGGACCUGAGGAGUCAACGGUAUCCCUUCCACAAAGGAAACUAUCCAAAAAGUUCAAAAGACUUUCAAUGAAAUUACAAAAUGCAACUGCAUCGGAGAAUUCAUCACAAUUUAUGAGUAAUUUUCAGCAAAAUAUUGAACGGGCAAAUAAUAAUAUGAAUCAGAAUAGAACCUCGAAUAGCAACGCCAAUGGUAACCCCAAUAGAACAAGCACGUACUAUACCAAGAUCAAUGAAAGGACAGGACAGGAUAUUCACGACAAACCAGAACUGUACCAUCCUCAUAAGCCUCACUACGAUACCGAUGAUGCAGCAAGCUCAGUUUUAAAAAAUGACCAACAUUCGGAACUAAGUUCUGUAAGUAGUAGAGCAUCGAGCACACGGAGUGGAAAUUUUAGUAACCAUGAAGAUUUUGACGACAAGUCCUCUACAUCGUCUACAAAUGUCGCCUGGAACAAUAAUUCAUCUAGCUACAAUUUAAGAGGGUCAUUGGUUGGUGGUGAUGAAGAAGUACCUGUUCGAAGGGAUUUAAUUGAAACACCAACAAAAGACAAAUUUAAACUAUAUAACCAAUCGAAUGGUAAUUUAUCUGAACAAGGCGGUCUUAAUAUAAUUUAUGACCAGAAUAAAGAGGUGCCCUCAACAAAAGACUUGAAUCCUAAAAGCAAGUCUGUUGAUCUUACGGAAGAGGAGGACGACUUGUCGUCAUUGUUUAUUCGGGCAUUGCAUGCAUUUGACUCAUCAACUUUACAAUCAGAAUCGGAUUCUUCUAUAUGUUUAUCAUUUGCCAAAGACGACUUGGCGUUUGUGCAUACAAUUGAUGACUCAGGAUGGGGUGAAGUCACUCUCAUUGAAUCGUUGGAAAGGGGGUGGAUACCUAUGAACUAUUUUACAACAGCAGUUGCCGAUUACGAUUCCUCUGAAGACGAUGACGAUGACGAUGACGAUGACGAUGAAGAUGAAGAUGAAGAUGAAGAUGGUCAAGAAAAGGAGGACAGUGAGGCCUUACCAAACAGCCACUACAUUAAACCAUUGUUUCAUGCUUGUGGAAAGUUUUUGAUGAAUCCAUUGAGUCACCGAAACAGAAAGGGUCGUUACACAUUCUCCAUUCGUGCUGUCAACUCAAUCAGAGAUGGUGUUCGGGUCCUUCUCCAACAAACAGACUGCUUGUCAAGGUCCAACGAAAUUGUCACCAAGAGACAAGUUGUUCGUAAAGCUCGUAAAGCACUACUUGCUGAUUGGUAUAAUCUAAUGGUGAAAGCUAACGAGUACAAAGGUACAUCAAACUUCAACAAGAUUGAAAUUCUAACGUUGAUGGUGUAUCAAGUGACAAGAAAGGCCACCGAGUUUUUGGAGGUUUGGUCAGUGGAAAGCAAACAAAUUGUGAAGCGUGCCAAUGAACGAAAAUUGCAUGACGAUUUAAACAAUUAUCCUCUUUUGGAGGAGCCACCGUUGGCCAAACAACGAAUUACUGAAAUCAAUGGAAUUUUGUACUCGUAUUUGGGGUUGAUUAUUGGAAGAAUGGAUUUGAUUGAGCACAACCAGGUUGGGUGUGAAAUCUUAGAGACUUUGGCUCAUCAAAUAAUAUUACUACUUCGAGAACUCUUGUUUAUAUCCAAGACGGGGUCGGACUUCAGCUUACAGAAGCCGGACGAUUUGGACAAUUCGCUAGACGGGUUAUUAUCAUUGGUCAGUGACUUGGUUACAGGUGUUAAGAGCUUAGUGGUCAAGACUAUAAAUGAAGGUGAUGUCAGUGGUGUUAACAAUUUUGAUGGAAAUAGAGAUUACUUUUACACACAAGAAGGGGGAAACUUGCUUCAAGUGGCAGCCAAGAUGAUUAAAGCUGUUGGAUACACUGUUGCAUCGGUAAGGAAAUUACUUGAUAUAACAGGCGACUUUAAAUUGAAUUCAGAAAGAUCUUACCCUGAUUACUUGAAAAUGCGGAUUGAACCUCAAGAUUUUGUCAGACGAUGUAUGAAGGGUGUUAAACUAGCACAAAGAAAGCCAACGGAAAACAUUCUGACAGUAAGUAAACCUUAUAAGGCCAACCGUUACUCGAUGAUCAGAUCAGGUAAAAGUGGUGCGUUGGGAAUCACCGAAAGUGGACAGAGCUUGUUGCAACACAUUGAAGAUUCUCCAUUUACGGCUUCGGCUGCUGAAUUUGAGCCAUUUACAUCUACAUCGGGUGACUCGAGUAAUGACAAUGCCAACCUCAAGAAUGAGCUCUUGACAGAUAAGAACGGGUUCUUUCUUGGUGGAUCGUUCAAGGGGUUGGUUUACACGCUUACAAACGACGAGUCGCCACCAGAAUACUUCUACGUGUCUACCUUUUUCAUUUGCUUUAGAAACUUUGCCAACGGUAUGGAUUUGGUUGAAGAGUUGAUUGCUAGAUUUGAAGCCAAUCGUGGACAAGUUGACGAUAUAAAUAUUGCAUUGAGGUUGAAAAAUCGAAGGAAAUUGAUCGUUAGAAUGUUUCGGUUGUGGAUGGAAAGCUAUUGGAAUCAUGAUUCCGAUUAUAGUCUUCUCACAACCAUGGUUAAUUUCUUCAAUGAAGGUGUCAGUCCAAUCUUGCCUCUUGAUGCACUUGAGUUGAUUGAAAUCGGGGCCAGGCUAUCAACAAAUCCUUUAAUUGAAAAUAGGGCCAGGCGCAACAAACCAAAUAAGCAGUUGGUGGAAAGAAAUAUUGUAUUGAAAUCUAAACUGGGCCAACUGGAUUAUCGUUCUUUAAGUGAUGGCGACUACGACUUGUCAAGAGUUAACUCGAAUGCAUCCAAUAGUCAGUCGUUGCCAUUACCAUCAGGUGCCACACCGUCAGUUUCAUUGCUUACAUCAGCUCAGACAACCACAAUUGAAAAGAUUAUCAUGACUUACAGGGCCAUUUUGAAGGAUAGCUGGUGUUCGUCAAAGUAUUUGGCCACAUUCAAGCCAUUGGACUUGAGUAAUAUGUUGUCGCAUUUUGCCAUUGUUUGUGAACAAAACUGGGUCUUGUCCAAUUACAGACCCAAUCUCUUGGACUUUAAUGCUUUGGAAGUUGCCAAACAAUUGACGUUGAUCGAAUCCAGCAUCUUUUGUUCCAUUAAACCCGACGAAUUAUUAAACCAAAACUUUACCAACAAACGAGCUCAUUUGAGGUUAUCCACUAAUGUCAGAUUAUCACUUUUAUUCACCAACUGUUUAUCCAAUUACGUUUUGGAGUCAAUAUUGCAGCCAAAUAUAUCAACAAAGGAAAGAGUCAAUAUACUCAAAGUGUGGCUUAAAGUUUCAAUUUCGUCGUUGUAUUUACGAAAUUUUAACAGUUUAGCAGCAAUCAUCACUGCUCUACAGAGUCACUUGAUAACCAGGAUUGAUGAUUUAUGGACCACUUUGCUGCAGAAAUACGUCGAUUUGUAUCAAUACUUGUCUUCCAUCAUUAGUAUGGAGAAAAACUAUUCAACUUAUAGAAACAAGAUUCGCAAUUUAUUAUCAUCAGGUGAAACAUUGCCUAUAGUACCAUACAUCAAUCUAUUCAUAUCGGAUAUAACCACAACAACUGAAGGAAUCCCGAAAUAUGUCCCAUCCCAAAAUUUCUUGUCAAGCAAAGUAAUCAAUUUCCAAAAAUAUUCCAAGCUUGUGAAGAUAAUAGCUGAUUUACAAUCAUUACAAAAUCCAUACAGCCUUGAGAACCAAACUGGUAGCCUGGCGGAAUAUAGGGUACAAGAAUUGCCGUCGUUACAGGAGUUGAUUUUGUUGGAGCUCUGGAAGGUGAAUAUUUUGCACAAAGUUGAUGAUGAUCGGGGGUGGAAAUUGAGUUGCGAUGUAUUGAAAAAAUAG